Messenger RNA from Chanos chanos (milkfish), 2174 nucleotides. RefSeq names its product frizzled class receptor 2 (gene fzd2). Lineage: Eukaryota; Metazoa; Chordata; Actinopteri; Gonorynchiformes; Chanidae. Gene Ontology annotation, molecular function: Wnt-protein binding; Wnt receptor activity. Bases 191 to 1840 code for a protein of 549 amino acids. Gene Ontology annotation, cellular component: plasma membrane. The transcript has a single exon. The record is from RefSeq and is a predicted model, not a curated record. Gene Ontology annotation, biological process: non-canonical Wnt signaling pathway; canonical Wnt signaling pathway.
UAACAGAUUUUUGCAGGACUGAAACUAUGUGAUUUGAGUUAGCUUACGAAAGUUUUGCAGUGUUUUUAAUUCUGCAGCGAUAUUAUAUUCGAAUUAUUGUCACAGUUCGGAACUUUAUCAGUUGUUUUUUUUUUUUCUUUCUGUCGGAACACCAAAACAUAUUUCAGUCUCUUCACUUUCAACAGAGAAGAUGAAUUUCCAGAGAAGUUCCGUAUUUCUUGCUUUCUUCCUACAGACUUAUCUCGUUGUGUCGGGUCAGUAUCAAGGUGACAGUGGAAUAGCGGUGCCUGAACAUGGAUUCUGCCAGCCAAUAUCUAUACCGCUAUGCACAGACAUCGCGUAUAAUCAAACUAUUAUGCCCAACUUAGUUGGACAUUAUAACCAAGAGGACGCGGGACUGGAAGUGCACCAGUUUUACCCUCUCGUUAAGGUACAGUGCUCUCCGGAGCUUAAAUUCUUCCUAUGCUCUAUGUAUGCGCCAGUGUGUACAGUCUUAGAGAAGGCUAUACCACCAUGCCGGUCCAUUUGUGAGAGAGCAAAACAUGGUUGCGAGGCCCUAAUGAAUAAGUUCGGUUUUCAAUGGCCGGAGAGAUUGAGGUGUGAGAAUUUCCCUGUGCUGGGGGACGGACACAUCUGCGUGGGUCAGAACGACUCCGCCGCAACGGUCCCACCCGUUCACAUGCCGGUACCGGGUACACCGGGGGUCAUGCUGUACUCCCCCCCAGACAGGCCAUUCCGCUGUCCCGCGGCGCUCAAAGUCCCGUCCUACCUCAACUAUAAAUUCUUAGGGGAAUUAGACUGCGGGGCGCCUUGUGAAUCCUCUAAAACCCACGGAGCCUAUAUGUUCUUUAAUGACCAGGAAAUCGAAUUUGCUCGCAUUUGGAUCCUGAUCUGGUCCACCCUGUGCUGCGCUUCCACAUUGUUCACCGUGACGACCUACCUCGUUGACAUGCAACGAUUCAAAUACCCUGAAAGACCUAUCAUCUUCCUCUCUGGCUGCUAUACCAUGGUUUCCAUUGCAUACAUCGCUGGCUACUUUUUGGGUGACAAGGUUGUUUGUAACGACAGGUUCUCGCCAGAAGGCUACAAAACAAUUGUUCAGGGCACAAAGAAAGAAGGCUGUACCAUACUUUUUAUGAUGCUAUACUUUUUUAGCAUGGCUUCCUCAAUCUGGUGGGUCAUUCUCUCCCUGACUUGGUUCCUAGCUGCUGGUAUGAAAUGGGGGCAUGAAGCCAUUGAAGCAAAUUCUCAGUAUUUUCACCUAGCUGCUUGGGCGGUCCCAGCCGUGAAAACCAUCAGCAUCCUGGCCAUGGGGCAAAUCGACGGUGACGUGCUGAGCGGCGUUUGCUUCGUGGGGCUUAGCAACCUCGACCCGCUCCGCGGCUUUGUGUUGGCACCCCUCUUCAUCUACCUCUUCAUAGGCACCUCUUUCCUGCUGGCCGGCUUCGUGUCGCUCUUCCGGAUCCGCACCAUCAUGAAACACGACGGCACCAAGACGGAGAAGCUGGAACGGCUCAUGGUCCGAAUCGGCGUCUUCUCCGUGCUCUACACCGUGCCGGCUACCGUGGUGAUAGCCUGCUUCUUUUACGAGCAGGCCUUCCGCGAGCACUGGGAACGCAGUUGGGUGAGCUCCAACUGUAAGUCUCUAGCCAUCCCAUGCCUGUCACAUCCCGCCCCUCGAAUGACCCCCGACUUCACGGUGUACAUGAUCAAGUACCUCAUGACCCUUAUCGUUGGCAUCACCUCUGGGUUCUGGAUCUGGUCCGGAAAGACCCUGCACUCCUGGAGGAAGUUCUACACGAGGUUGACCAACGGCAAACAUGGUGAGACUACAGUCUAGAACAUUCUGCUUGUGAGACGCAGAGGAGAGGGCAGCUCGCGCCAACAUUUCCGGAUGCUUUUUUUUUUUUUCUUUUUUGUUCUUUUUUUCAAAAACGGUGACUGCAUUUCACAAGAUGGAGAGGCUGUGGUUAAUUUCUAAGCAUUUUAUCAGUGUUUGAAAGCAGCACCGCAGGAAAGCAGACUUUUUCGUGGUAGUCCUUUCAAACGAACGAGGUCGACGGACUGGAGGUACGUGGACUGGUAGAAGGACAAUUCAGGACAAACUGACUUAAACUUUGAGUUUUCUGAAACAAACGUGGCCUCUUCAGAUGCCAUGUGCUGAAACGCUCACC